AUGAUAUGCGUGGAAGUUCUGUAUGUGAAUUGUGAAUAUGAGUACCGCUGCGAAGAAUCUCUGAAGACAGCGAAAAUACAACGCCGAACUGCGAACGCUACGUUAACGCGAUUGGGAAAAGCCUUGGUCGUACUACAAGAGCAGAAAAGACCAGUGGACGAGGUAAGCAAUUACCUUGUUAAAAUUAAGCAUGCCUUUGAUAAUGUUGUCUUGAAACAUGAUGAGUACGCAAAAUUAAUAGUCGAGGAUAAGGACUUUGAGAUGGAAGAACAAUGGUUAGAGGAUUGUCAAAAUGACUUUCUUAAGCUUGACAUUGAUGCUAAACGUUAUAUUGAAGAGGUUUCUGUCACGAAUAGCGAAAAUAAUGUAGAAAUAAACGAGCAAAACGCGUCAGAAAUGUUAGGAAUGCAAAACCUAGACAGUGCAAGUAAUUUGAACCCAGCAAAUACAGAGAAUAGCCAGCCAAGUACCAGUAGCAAAAACAGCAGUGUGAUUGAAAUUCCCCAAGCAAGCCCCGUUAAUACCAAUAAAGAAACAGUUAUCAACAGCCCAUCUGGGUCUAUACAAAGCAACCCUGAACAGAGUCAAAGCCAAUCUGAAGUAAACGACAAAGUGGGAACUGUUUCUAGCGUUACCCCCUGUGGGUUUCAGAUGGAGAAACCCAAAUUACCCAAGUUUUCUGGUGAUGUCCGUGAAUAUGUGAUUUUUCGAGCCGAUUUCAAACACGCCAUUGAGUCUAGAUAUGUUAAAAGAGACGCUAUCACCCUGUUGCGCACUUGUUUAAAGGACUAGUAACUCGAGUUGAUAAAAGGUAUUGGAUCUGAUUACGAUGCGGCAUGGAAAUACCUGGAUUCUAUAUAUGGGGACCCCCGGUUUGUGGCGGACACUAUUACGCAGGACAUUGUAAAAUUUAAACCACUAAGUGAUGGGGAAGAUGCCCGAUUCUGCGACCUAGUACAUCUAGUGAGACGAUGUUACAAUACGCUAAAGGAAGUGGGAAUCCCUAAUGACGUGGACAAUAGUCACAUGCUUUCCAUUAUUGAGCGAAAGAUGUGCCCUGAUGACCGUAAAGUGUGGUCUAGAGAUCUUGAGCGUGAAGCAAAAUCAACUAUGUUGAAUAACCUGAUAAACUGGAUGACGGUAGAAAUGAAGUCGAGAAUGCGGGCCACAGCUCCAGUUCGAAGUAGUUCCAAUCGUCGACAAGUCAAUACGGUUUACGGGGAGGCUGAUGUUAGUGGUAAAAUCCGACACAAAUGCUGGUUCUCUAGUGACUCGAAUCACUGGCGAGACCAAUGUGAAAAGUUCGCAGCAAGGUGUGUAGACGACCGAAUAAGCGCAGCGAAGACCAACCAUGCAUGUUUCAGCUGUUUAAAGAAGGCAGGCCGAGACCACCGACAAGCGAAUUGCAGCAGACGCAAGCAAUGUACGAAAGUCGAAAGCGGAAAUCAAUGUACUUCAACUAACUAUCCAUUGUUGCACAAAUCCAGAACAACACAUAUCGGUGUUGCUUCCCUUUCUGAGCAAAAGAACACAAUGUUACCAGUAAUCACUGCCAAUAUCUGUGGAUCUAAUGGAGUGCACAAGCCCGGAAACAUUUUGUUUGACUCCGGAGCCCAAAUUAGUUUAAUUCGAAGAGAGACUGCGAACAGUCUACGUUUGCAUGGUCAAGAUAUAACUGUGAAUAUCGUAAAGGUUGGAGGAGAAGAAGAAGAAAUUCAAACAAAAGUGUACAAAGUGAGUGUGACUGGAAUAGAUGAUAAGAAGAAGUACGUGGUUAGAGCAAUUGGAAUCCCAUGUAUCAGUGACGAAAUUAAAGGUGUCCGAUCGAGUGCACUGGCAGAGCAGUUCAGCCUAUCGAGGGAGAAAGUCAGACGGGGAAACGGGCAUGUUGAUCUUCUCGUGGGAAUUGAUCAUGCACAUAUGCAUACUGGUCAGACAAGAGAGGUUAACCAUAUGGUUGCAAGAAAGUCUCCUCUGGGUUAG
Messenger RNA from Paramuricea clavata, 1983 nucleotides. The record is from the annotation of a GenBank genome assembly. Lineage: Eukaryota; Metazoa; Cnidaria; Anthozoa; Malacalcyonacea; Plexauridae.